UCAUUCUCCUCUCUUUCUCUUCAUUAUUGCGCAUUCUAUCCCUCUGUCUCUGUAUCACUCAGUCCAUCUCUGCAGUGUGAGCGAGCAGAAACGGUCGCCAGCAGUGCACAUCUGAAGAAGUAGUCAGCUAUAUGAGUACAGUGUGUUUCAAGGUCAGAGGGGAUCACCAAACUAAUGGAGUGUUUUAACAGCCUACUCCUUAAACUGCGGGAGGUUCACGAGCGAGAAGUGGAGGGGUGGCAGGUGAAAAUCCAAGAGUUGUCCAAUAAGAAGGGCUGCGAUACAAAGCGAAUGGAGGAACUGUUCACCAAAAACCAGCAGAUGAAAGAACAGCAGAGAUUACUCACUGAAAACAUCAAGACGCUGGAAAACAGGCUGAGGGCGGGGCUGUGUGACAGAUGCACAGUAACUCAGGAGGUAGCCAAGAGAAGACAGCAGGAGUUUGAAGCUUCGCAGAUACAGAGCCUGCAACACAUCUCACUGCUGGCAGGAGAAAUGAACAACCUGAAAAAGGAGAACAAGAGACUCAGAGAUGAGAUCAAGAUUUUAAGAGCAGCACUCCACAGGGGUUACAAUGACAACUCCUCCAACAGCAGCACCACCACAGAGGUCAAGCCAAACGGCUCCCCUGAACAUUCUCCCUCCACUGGACCCGUGGCCCUCGUCACCACAGCAUCCAGCAGGACCAGCAACCAGCCAGCAGAUGGCGAUGUUGCAGUGAAAACUGAGGUGGACCAAAGAACCGAAGAAAGUGAACAAAGACCAUGGAGAGGCAUAACCAGAAGUCAAAUUGACUCAUACAAGGCUUUGACAACUCUGGCAUCUUCAUCCUGGAAGACAGAAAAUAAUGUAUCCCGUAUUGGAGAGAGGAGAGUUCAGAGUGUUGAAGAGCAGCACUCCUACGUCUCUCCUCAAGAUCUCCUUCUUAAGAACUCUUCUUCAUCAACAAGUGUAGAAGUAAACCCCAGCAGACAUGUGCUCCAUGCUCCUGUCCCCUGCCGUCCUCAACCAAUAAAGAGCAGCCCUCUUACACUCCCAUGGUCCUCGGCUCCAGGGACCAGCCUAGCAGUUCAACCUUCGUCCAAACCACACCUGCCACGUUUUCCCAACAUGAUCUCAACUGGCCAACAUGGAAGCCCUCGAAGGCAAGAUUUUGGAUCCCUCUGGCACAAGCAGAGCACCCCUAAGCCCGGUGCCGCAGAGCCAACUGUAUUGUUCAGGUUGAGGAGUCUGUCAGAGCAUGUGGACAGUGAAACUAAACCCAAGGAGAAAAUGGAAAUGCUGCCAUUUAAAGCCGAGAAGGUCUCUGGAGAAGGGCUGAGAGAGGUCUGUGAGGGGCCUCUGGAUCUAUCCGAUCGAGGAAAGUCCAAAUCCAACCAAUCACCAAACAGUUAUUCACCUUUAGCCUUAAAAGGUGUAGAGAGAGUACAGACCAGCCCUAAUGAGGACGUGAAGACAAAUUCGUCCACACAUGGACCAGGAUCUUCGCUUCAUCGUGUCAUCCCUCCCUCACUAUCCUCUACACCACCAUUUAAACAAUGUGAAGAAGAGUCUGCCAGUGACCACAAGCACGUGCAGGUAGUCAAAGAGCAGGAGCAGAAAGAGGAGGUGAAUGGAAAGACAGACCAAAACAGUGAGAAGAAGGUUCCGGUCCUCACUUUAUCUUUACGUCCAGUAGUAGUGCUGGAGACUUUAAAUUCUGCUCUGCAAAAGCAAGAAUCUUUAUCUUCAAAUGACAAGUCAUCAUCACUGGCAUCACAGGCAUCUGAAACAGGAAGCAGUGCGGACGAGCAUGAUAAGGAGGAGAAUGUGUCAGGACAAGAAAGCAACCAGGGCUGCAAGAGGAAGAGGCCAUCUGUGGAGACAGAAAUCGACGGAGACUCGGACACAGACAGUACGAAUAAGUUCACCUUUGCAGAUAUCCAGCAGGACAGGAAGAUCAAGAUCACAGUGAGAACUGAGGAGAAGAGCCCCAGCUAAAGAGUGUGAUAUCACACUGAUUUGGUGAUCUCAGCUGAACCCAGAUGAACUGAUACCAAAAGAAACUGUAAAUACACCAUUGACUUAAUUAAUACAGCCAACAAAUUAAAGUAUUUACACAUCCAGCAGACACGGAACAACCUUAGCAUUAAAUUAGUGUUGUGUAUUGUGUUGGCCACCUCAUACAAGUCCAAUAUUCACUUUUGUUUAGCUCUACUCUCUCACUUUGACUGUCUACUGUUUGUUGGUGUGGCUGAAAAUGAAAUUGAUAAGAGAGGUGAGAAGUUAAUUAGAGUUGAAAGAAACUACAUUUCUCACGAUUGUCAAUUUUUCAUUUUUAACUGAACAGUUAACUGACGGUUGUAAACACAACACUGAUGUGUUAUUUAUAAAGCUGAAGUGGUGAACAGUUGCUUCCUUACACAUACAGCAGGCUCAAAGAAUCAUUAACAUUUAUUAGGAGCUGUGUUUACCUGAUGAACAUAAGCCCAGGUGGGUAGCAUAAACUUGUUUUACUGGCCAAAGGUUACAAAUUUUCAACCAGUUUGACAUUAAGUGAAACACCGGAGCAGAAUGUAAUGUAAGAUCCCUGUGCUCUCUGGGGAAAGGACUCCCUUUAAAACUCCCUUACAUGCCUGCAAAAUACACUACUCUAGAAACACAAGAAAAAACUGUCAUAUGUCAACAGUCUUUGUCAAUUCAGCAUCAAUAUAACCCAUGAAGAUAAACUGCAUUUCCAUACAAACUUACCAGAUUUUGGCCUUACCAGCCUCUGUUGGUUAUCUGUGACCGUGGGAAUGAGAAGAAAACUAUUUCAAAAGUGAAAUAUGUUUUGGUCGGUAUAAUAAGCACAAACUUAUUAGUCAUGAAAUGUGGACGUUGGUCAGGGUUGCAGUCCAUCACAAACAAACAAACAAAACAAGGGGAGGCAGCACAUCUGACAAAUGCCUGUUCAGUUGCUGCACAAUGAAAUUAAGUCAGUCUAAUCUCACACAACAGACCAGCCUGGUAAAACAGAAGCCCAACAGUGAAUAUGCUGCCCAUCCAACCAAAACAAGGAGUUGUUAAAGUUAAACCUGCCCAUGAAGCUCAGAUGGGUUGAUAAUUCUCGAUGGAUUCAUCACUAUUAGCAACUCAUUUUGCAUUACAAUAAUCUUUUGAUCAAUCUGUUAAUAUAAAAAUAUGAGGAAAUUAUUGAUUAGAGCAAAUUAAAGGUUUUCAUGUAGCAUUUUUCAAUAAAAUAAAUAUCCCCUGCCUUUGGCCCAGUUUACUCUUAUAAGCCUUAACAGGACAAGGGUAAGCAAAAGGGUAAGAAGAUGAAGGACUGGGGAAUAAAUAUAGAUAGAUAGAUAGAUAGAUAGAUAGAUAGAUAGAUAGAUAGAUAGAUAGAUAGAUAGAUAGAUAGAUAUGUAUCUUAAACAAAUUAAAAUAAGGUUGAGUUUGAGUUACAGUUUAGAAGUGUUUUUUUUUUUUUCUUGACAAGUUUCUCGCUACUUCCUUUAUUUGUCACUGAAAAGCAGAACACGGGGCCCUGUAUCUGUUGCCUUAAUGCAGUAACUUCUUUUAGAAGUAGCAUGUUAAAAUUGUUCCUGUUAAUGUCACUUUUAUCUAAUAUGGGUAAGUGCAAGCUAAAGGAGAUCUGGCUUGAGAACAGCAUAUUCAGGCUUGGAUGAAGACUGCUGAAAAAUAAUGAAUUUGAAGCAUGCUGCACCUUGCAUAAGAAAACACUCAAAUUAGUAACUUUGUAUAAAGUCAUUAGAGAAGCAUGAGAAGAAAAACACACAGCAGCACCUGCCAGUUUGCCUUCAUAUUCUUUGUGCUUUUUUGCUUUUUUGCUUUUUUGCUUUUUUUUUACUAUGGAUGUGGAAUCGGUCUAAAGUUGAAUUCAUAAUGAUCUUAAAACAGCCUUAAAAAGUCUUUAAUUGAACUUACUGAAACCUGUAGAAAUCCUGUACUAACUGUAAAAUUAUUUCAAUUUCCUGGCAUUGCUGUCACCACUAUUUUUGCACUAAGCCUCUCCCCGUCUCUUACUCUGUCUUAAGUGACUAACAAAGAAAAAAUAUAGAGGGGAAAAAAAUGGUUCCUCUUCCUCUUUUUCAUUUUCAGAAUGCACAUGUUUUGCAAGUAUUAACUUUCCACUCACAGCUGUUACAGCUUUUGGUGAGCUGGUGUGUCAUUUUAUAUAAAUACUGUAUACAAAAUAUUUUUUAAUGAACGUGCUCUAAUGAAUUCACAAAAUCAGCCAAUAUUUACUUGUAAUAUGAGAUUUUUUGCUAUUUUUCUCCUUUUUUUUCCAAAACCGUGCACUUUUUAUUCUGUUUGUGAAAACCUUUACAGUCAUCUAUUGAUUUCUGCUCUUUCCAUCAUGCCUCUCUCUUUAAUGCCAUUAGAUUCCAUUACGCUCAGUGCUUGGUCACUGGUCAGUGGAAAAAAAUAGCCUUUCGCUGCCAUUCACAUCUGUCUGGUAAUUAAAAUGUUAUUGACUGUGCUACUGUGAGUGUAUUAUUGCAUGCUGUCUUUUACAGUGUGCUAAGCUCCCAAGCUAAAUGCUGUGUGUGGUCAUAACAGGUAUUUUGUCUUUUGGAGUGAUAUAACACACACUCUUAUGAACCAUAUGAACUGAAUGCACUAGUUCUGAUACUGAAAUAAAUUUCAGUUCUUAAAUGUU
Messenger RNA from Scatophagus argus, 4648 nucleotides. It is a transcript of the gene rbbp8nl, whose product is annotated as retinoblastoma binding protein 8-like. Gene Ontology annotation, biological process: double-strand break repair via homologous recombination; DNA double-strand break processing involved in repair via single-strand annealing. The record is from RefSeq and is a predicted model, not a curated record. The transcript has 14 exons. Lineage: Eukaryota; Metazoa; Chordata; Actinopteri; Scatophagidae. Gene Ontology annotation, molecular function: Y-form DNA binding; damaged DNA binding; flap-structured DNA binding. Bases 175 to 1980 code for a protein of 601 amino acids. Gene Ontology annotation, cellular component: site of double-strand break.